Molecule: messenger RNA, 1017 nt
Organism: Passer domesticus (house sparrow)
Lineage: Eukaryota; Metazoa; Chordata; Aves; Passeriformes; Passeridae
Gene: MAPRE1
Product: microtubule associated protein RP/EB family member 1
Exons: 7
Coding region: 135-926 (263 amino acids)
Biological process (GO): spindle assembly; protein localization to microtubule; regulation of microtubule polymerization or depolymerization
Cellular component (GO): microtubule plus-end; spindle midzone; cytoplasmic microtubule
Molecular function (GO): microtubule plus-end binding
Source: RefSeq, a predicted model, not a curated record
GUCGCGCGGCGCUCCCCGCGCGGGCCGUGACGCGCGCGUGACGCAGGCGCGCAGCGAGCGCGUGACGCGGUCCCGGUCAGGGCGGGCGGGGCCGGUUUGAACGCGGGGCCGACGGGGCGAGCGCGGCGCAGAAAAUGGCAGUGAAUGUGUAUUCUACUUCAGUGACCAGCGAUAACUUGAGCCGACAUGACAUGCUGGCGUGGAUCAAUGAGUCUCUGCAGCUGACGCUGACCAAGAUUGAGCAGCUGUGCUCAGGUGCUGCAUACUGUCAGUUCAUGGACAUGCUCUUCCCAGGUUCUGUAGCCCUCAAGAAAGUGAAGUUUCAAGCAAAAUUGGAACAUGAGUACAUUCAAAACUUCAAGGUUCUACAAGCAGGUUUUAAACGAAUGGGUGUUGACAAAAUAAUUCCUGUGGACAAACUAGUGAAAGGAAAAUUUCAGGACAACUUUGAAUUUGUUCAGUGGUUCAAAAAAUUUUUUGAUGCAAACUAUGACGGGAAGGAGUAUGAUCCUGUUGCUGCUCGACAAGGCCAAGACACAAUAGCACCAAACGUUGUUACUCCAGUUGUGAACAAAACCAGGAAAUCUCUCGGUACUGGCAGUGCAGCCCCGCAGAGGCCCAUUGUUGCACAGAGGACCCCAGCAGGUCCCAGAGCUGGGCCUGGGAUGGGCAAAAAGGGUGGAGGAGACGAUGAAUCAGCGGGAUUGAUCGAGCAGAUCAAUGCAUUGAAACUUACUGUUGAAGAUCUGGAGAAGGAGAGAGACUUCUACUUUGGCAAAUUGAGGAACAUUGAGUUGAUCUGCCAGGAGAAUGAAGGGGAGAAUGAUCCAGUGUUGCAGAGGAUUGUGGAAAUUCUUUAUGCCACAGAUGAAGGCUUUGUGAUACCUGACGAAGGAGCACCGCAGGAGGAACAAGAAGAGUAUUAACAGACCACAUACUGUACCAGCAGAGCAGCAACAUCAGAAUUCUUUGCCCCAGAUCAUGUGCUUAACUGUAAAAUACUCCACUUUAUUCUUA